UUUGGUACCCAAGACUGGCUUCGUCACAUUGGCUUUGUCAGCUCUGGCUUCGCCAUCUAGCGCUUCCGGACUAAGUGAUUGGCAGCUCUCUUCUCCAAUGAUGCGUGAACAAUAACAAGGAAGGAGGUUUUUCGUAACCGGCUGGACAGUACACACGGAGCCUACUCGAACACAGUGCAAGAAUAAGCUACACAAUGUGAGCCAGCGCGCCCAUUGAUGGUUGACACAGUUUCCUCCACCUCCUCCGCCACAACUGCCCACGUGAGCCACCACUGUUGUGGGCGGAGGGAUUCAAGCAGGCAGAAAUUGAUUGUUGGGUAUUUUUGAGUUCCCUCUAUAUUUGUCAGCUUUUGUCAGAGUCGACAAGAAGACACAGGCCUCUCCAGAGCAAAAGCAAAGCAUGCAAUAUGCAGUUUAGGCUGGCUGCAUUGAUCGGCACUAUCCAAUCAUCUGUGAAGCAAUGUGUCUUUUCAAAGGCAUUUGACACUAUCGGCUGAUCUGUUGGCUACACCACACAGCGCAGUGCUGACCCCUUCCGUGGUAGCUGUGUGAGGUAAGCCAUGCGGGGCUUUCACUCCAAGCUGGACGGGUCGUCUGCGGGCCUCACGGUGCCGCUGAGCCUGGCAGUGGAGACGGAGAAGGCCCAGGCGCUGCUGCAGACGUUCAGCACGGCGUCCCUGUUGGCCAGCGCUGGACUCGGCCUCUUCUGCCCGCUGGCCGACCACGUGCUUCAGACGCCGUUCGUGCUGCAACAUGUGUGGCUGCGCGCCCUGCUGGACAACGGAGUCCACGGCAUCAUCGGACUCUGGUCCUGGGCCAUCGUCAUCGGCCUGCGGAAGAAGAGUGACCUCUACGAGGUGGCCCUGGCCGGGUUCCUGGCCUCCGUCAUUGACCUGGACCACUUCUACCUGGCCGGAUCGCUGUCACUCAAAGCUGCGCUAAACUUGCCCCACCGGCCGCCGCUGCACUGCUCGACGCUGAUCCCGGCGCUCUGCUUCUCCCUGCGGCUGCUGAUGUGGUUGCUGCGUCUGAAGGACUCGUGGUGCUCGCUGCCCUGGAUGCUCUUCGUGGCGCUGGCCUCGCACCACGUGCGCGACGGCACGCGCCACGGUCUGUGGCUCUGGCCGCUCGGACACACGGCGCCCAUCUCCCACUGGCUCUACGUCAGCAUCACCGCCACGCUGCCCCACCUGUGCUCCGUGCUCAUGUACCUGACCGGCACGCGCGACAUGAUCUCCACCAAACACGGCGUCGCCAUCGACGUCUGACAAGAGGGAAAGGAGUCUUGCACACACACACACACACACACACACACACACACACACACACACACACACAUUCACACAUUCUGAUGUUGGAGUUAGAGUUGGGGGGGGUGGACAGAGCAGGUGAGAAAAUGAUGUGCGAUAAGAAAAAACACACACACACACACACACACACACUGAUGUCGUGUGAGAGUGGGAGUGUGAAGACAGCAGAUGAGAAAAUGAUUGUCAGAUAAGAAACACAAGCAUGUAGACACACACACAGACACAACCCAUCUCCACGAACAUGACGUGUCAGUGGAGUGGGGAUUCACAGAGCAGAAAGGACAGAGAGGCCGAGAUCUCCAAUUGGAGAAGAGGGUUUUGUACAUUAUAGACGCUGUCACACACUCACACACAUGCAUUCACGUGUGCGCUCUCAUGCCCAUAGACUUUAUGGACGAAUGAGACAGCAGCGUACCUGCAUUCAUCUCCAGGGACCGUUACACCUGGCCAACAAUGCCUCCCCCCCCUCCCACCCUCUUCCCUCUCUCUCCAACCUUUCUCUCUUCCCCCCACUCCCUCCCCC
Alosa alosa (allis shad) is the source of this 1833-nucleotide messenger RNA. RefSeq names its product transmembrane protein 267 (gene tmem267). The coding region runs from base 561 to 1268 and encodes 235 amino acids. The transcript has 4 exons. The record is from RefSeq and is a predicted model, not a curated record. NCBI's taxonomy places the organism in Eukaryota, Metazoa, Chordata, Actinopteri, Clupeiformes, Clupeidae.